This is a messenger RNA of Asparagus officinalis (garden asparagus), 3668 nucleotides long. RefSeq names its product probable inactive protein kinase At3g63330. Gene Ontology annotation, molecular function: protein serine/threonine kinase activity; protein serine/threonine phosphatase activity; ATP binding. NCBI's taxonomy places the organism in Eukaryota, Viridiplantae, Streptophyta, Magnoliopsida, Asparagales, Asparagaceae. Bases 71 to 3337 code for a protein of 1088 amino acids. Gene Ontology annotation, biological process: mitotic DNA damage checkpoint signaling; protein dephosphorylation; protein phosphorylation. The transcript is spliced from 20 exons. The record is from RefSeq and is a predicted model, not a curated record. Gene Ontology annotation, cellular component: nucleus; cytoplasm; cytosol.
CCCUUCCCAACAUCCACAACAGUUCCUCUUCUCCACCCGCUUCGAAGUCCUCUCCCUCUCUCUCUCUCAAAUGUCCACAACCCUCUUCUCCUUUCUAGGGUUUAUCCUCUUCAUACUCCCUUCUUCGAUCGCCGAAUCCCUAAAUUGCAUUGCAGUAUACAAAGAGGGCGGCGCCCCUGCGGUUUUCGAAUCCCCAGAAUGCCCUCGCUGGACCUUCCCCUCCGCCGACGAUCUCCGACGCCGCCAACGCUCGUCGGAAGGAUGCCAGAUGGCGGUGGUCCAAGGACGUCGGAGAUAUCAGGAGGAUCGUGCCGUUUGCGCUCUCGAUAUCAAGAUUCCAUUCCUAGAGAGAACAGGUAUCAAGGAGAUCAGUGUAGGCAUCAUAGCAAUAUUUGAUGGUCACAAUGGUGCUGAAGCAAGUGAUAUGGCUUCAAGACUUCUAGUAGAUUAUUUCUUGUUGCACAUUUAUUUCCUCCUUGAUGUUACAUACUCAGUGGUGCUGAGGAAAUUUCAUGGAAUGUUAUCGCUCAGCAUGGAACCAAAUGUGAAUUUCCAAGGGCUCGAUUUAGAUAAAGAGGAAAUCUGGGACAACUUUGAUCCGGAAAGGUUGAGGUGGAUCUCACCUAUAAUAUUUGAUGGGCAAUUUCAUAUGGAAACACUAAAGGAAUCUUUGUUAAGGACGAUCCAUGAUAUAGAUGAAGCAUUUUCGAAGGAAGCUUUAAGAAAAAAUCUUGUGUCUGGUACAACUGCCACCGUGGUUCUUCUUGCAGAUGGCCAGAUUUUGGCUGCCAAUGUCGGAGACUCAAAAUCACUUUUGUGCUCAGAGAAUUUUCAUAGUUCUGCUAGAAAAGGCAAUAGUUCAAAGAGAAAUAGGAGGAGAGAUAAUUAUGCUUUGUCUCCUAAUGGAUAUGGAAAAUUUCAGUUAGCAAAACCGAAUGAACGAAGGCUUUGUGUUAAGGAGCUAACUAGGGAUCAUCAUCCUGAUAGAGAUGAGGAGAAGAAUCGAGUGGAAGCUGCUGGUGGUUAUGUUCUGGAGUGGGCAGGUGUGCCUCGAGUUAAUGGUGAGUUGGCUAUAUCUCGAGCUAUUGGUGACAUUCCUUUCAAAAGAUAUGGUGUCGUAUCCACACCCGAGGUGACCGAUUGGCAAUCUAUUAAUAAUAAUGACAGUUAUUUACUUGCUGCAUCAGAUGGCAUCUUUGAGAAAAUGACAACACAAGAUGUUUGUAAUCUGUUAUGGGAUGAAAAACUAAGAACCAAUGUAAAGUCAGAUGCUAGACAUUCAGCAAUGCAUUCUUUGGCUGACCACAUUGUAGAAGCAGGCUUUAGGAAAGGUACAGUGGACAACAUGGCAGUCAUUGUUGUUCCACUUGGAUCUAGUGGUAAGUCUGGAUUCUUCAUUGAAGAUGAAUGUGAUCGCGAAGAAGCCUUUCACUUAUCAUAUUUUUUACUGCCGAAGGCAGUGGACAGAGAGUCAGCAAAUAAUGAAUACAGUACAAGUCUGAUGCCAAUGGAGUAUUAUAAUCGAAUCAUAUCAAAGUUUAAUCGUCUGCUGGUGGAAACGGAAAAUAAAACCCUAGGUUGUUUCUAUCUGUCUGAAAAUCUUAAUGAGGAUGUGGAUUAUGUUUUUGGAGCUCCAAAGGACUAUGAAAGAGAGGAAGUCCAUGACUUGCAUCCCCCAUUUCCAGAAUCUCUUGGUUCUUACCACAGUGGUGGAACUCUGGACUUGUACAAAGAACAUCAAUUAUGUUGGCACUUUGGGAUUCAUGAGGGAGAUAAAGGGCAAUGUGUUGGUCCUGAAGUUUUUGGAAAGUUCCUUGGUUUGCUUGAUUCAAUUCCUUAUAGUGAUACUACAACCAAUUCUUCGGAGUCUUCAGGUCACUUACCUGAUUUCAGGUAUGUACUUAAAAGAAGGUUUGAUCGUGGAUCUUAUGGCGAAGUUUGGUUGGCAUUUCAUUGGAAUUGUUCUGAAGAUUAUGAUGCAUUUAGUCCAACUCUGAAAAAUGUUACUCGCUUUGUCGGUGAUCUACAUCUUACUCCACAUGGGGGCAACAUGAAUUAUACUCCAUCAAAUAAUCAAUGCUUUAAUGAAUCAAGUGAUGACAACAUGUUCAUUCUGAAGCGUAUAAUGGUGGAGAGAGGAAACACUGCUUACUUAAGCGGGCUACGGGAGAAGUACUUUGGUGAGAUUUUCUUAAAUGCUUCUACACUUCAAGGUUUGACAUCAAAGUCACCAACAGCCUCUUCAGUGGAACCACAAUCUGAUUCAUCUGAUCUUGUGUUGAGAAAUUUAUUAGAUAUAGAUGAAAUUGAUUUCAGAAGAACAUUUUCUAAGAAUUUCAGAAAGUUCAACCUUGAGGAAGGCUUGAAACAUAUAGCUAGAUAUGUAGAAUCUUUUGAGUCAAAGGCUAAGGAAAUAUGGCUUGUGUUUCGAAAUGAAGGACUGUCAUUGUCGAAACUGAUAUAUUCUGCAGAAGAAACAAAAAAAAUCACUGGUGAUGGAAGUACAAUAAGAAACAUUCAGGUACUCCGUCCCUCAACGUGGUGGCACUGGUUGAGGACAACAGAGGAAGGAGAGAAAGAAAUGCAAAAUCUCAUAAGGCAGCUAUUGCUUGCAGUGAAGUCUUGUCAUGAUCGCAAUAUCACUCAUAGGGAUAUUAAGCCCGAAAAUAUGAUUGUCUGUUUUGAGGAUUUGGACAGCGGAAGAUGCUUAAGAGAAGUUCCAACUGAGAAGAAAAAAUAUCAUCUGAAAAUGCGUGUUAUUGACUUUGGUAGCGCUAUCGAUGAAUUCACUUUGAAGAAUCUCUAUGGAUCCGGGCCAACCAGGUUAGAACAGACUUUUGAGUACUCUCCGCCAGAGGCUCUACUCAAUGCUAGCUGGUUCCAGGAGCCAAACUGCUUAACAUUGAAGUAUGAUAUGUGGAGUGUGGGAGUCGUUAUGCUAGAGUUAAUUGUAGGAUCUCCGCAUAUUUUUCAGAUAAGUGAUCGUACCCGUGCUCUAUUGGAUCAACACCUUGAAGGUUGGAGUGAACACACAAAGGAGCUUGCAUACAAACUGAGAUCAUACAUGGAGAUGUGCAUUUUGAUCCCUGGGGUAUCCUCACGUCAGCAUCAAAAAGAGCCCGUGGAUCAUGGUGGAGGUUGGCUAGCAUCUUGGAAAUGUUCUGAAGAAUCCUUUGCUCAUCAAGUGAAGAGUAGAGAUCCACUUAAACGGGGUUUUCCAAACAUGUGGGCAUUGCGAUUAGUGCGACAGCUGUUAAUGUGGCAUCCAGAGGACCGAUUAAGUGUUGAUGAUGCUCUUUGUCAUCCUUACUUUCGGCAGAAUUCUCAACCCCGCUAGGCGUUGAGAAGCAGAGUUAAAUCAGCAUUUCGUCUUUAAUGCUGAUUGAGGGCUUCAAGGUCUGUGCUUUGCGCCUAUCUAUCACAGUAUUGGACAUUAUUCAUGAUCUUUCUUGUUCAAAUUUGUUCUUAGUUUCAUAGCAGUUCAAUGCCAAGAGCAUGUAUAUUCAAUCUCGCUUUGUAUAUAAGGUGGUCUACAAACGAAAAAAAAAGAUAAACGUACCCUAAUUGUAGCAAUAACGAUAAAUGAAGUGUAGUUACGGUGUAGAUUCAACUACAUUAAGCGAAACAGCCGUUAGUAAGUGAUUGCUUCUCUUCUCAUCCUUUGUUAA